Schistocerca gregaria is the source of this 3951-nucleotide messenger RNA. Its product is annotated as filaggrin-2-like. The coding region runs from base 1 to 3951 and encodes 1316 amino acids. The record is from RefSeq and is a predicted model, not a curated record. NCBI's taxonomy places the organism in Eukaryota, Metazoa, Arthropoda, Insecta, Orthoptera, Acrididae. The transcript is spliced from 3 exons.
AUGGCACAGUUUAAGAUUAACAAUGAGACGAUCGCAGGACAAGGAGGCAAGGCCAAGGACAAGGACAAAGACAAAGACAAGGAGGCAAGGCCAAGGACAAGGACAAAGACAAAGACAAGGAGGCAAGGCCAAGGACAAGGACAAAGACAAAGACAAGGAGGCAAGGCCAAGGACAAGGACAAAGACAAAGACAAGGAGGCAAGGCCAAGGACAAGGACAAAGACAAAGACAAGGAGGCAAGGCCAAGGACAAGGACAAAGACAAAGACAAGGAGGCAAGGCCAAGGACAAGGACAAAGACAAAGACAAGGAGGCAAGGCCAAGGACAAGGACAAAGACAAAGACAAGGAGGCAAGGCCAAGGACAAGGACAAAGACAAAGACAAGGAGGCAAGGCCAAGGACAAGGACAAAGACAAAGACAAGGAGGCAAGGCCAAGGACAAGGACAAAGACAAAGACAAGGAGGCAAGGCCAAGGACAAGGACAAAGACAAAGACAAGGAGGCAAGGCCAAGGACAAGGACAAAGACAAAGACAAGGAGGCAAGGCCAAGGACAAGGACAAAGACAAAGACAAGGAGGCAAGGCCAAGGACAAGGACAAAGACAAAGACAAGGAGGCAAGGCCAAGGACAAGGACAAAGACAAAGACAAGGAGGCAAGGCCAAGGACAAGGACAAAGACAAAGACAAGGAGGCAAGGCCAAGGACAAGGACAAAGACAAAGACAAGGAGGCAAGGCCAAGGACAAGGACAAAGACAAAGACAAGGAGGCAAGGCCAAGGACAAGGACAAAGACAAAGACAAGGAGGCAAGGCCAAGGACAAGGACAAAGACAAAGACAAGGAGGCAAGGCCAAGGACAAGGACAAAGACAAAGACAAGGAGGCAAGGCCAAGGACAAGGACAAAGACAAAGACAAGGAGGCAAGGCCAAGGACAAGGACAAAGACAAAGACAAGGAGGCAAGGCCAAGGACAAGGACAAAGACAAAGACAAGGAGGCAAGGCCAAGGACAAGGACAAAGACAAAGACAAGGAGGCAAGGCCAAGGACAAGGACAAAGACAAAGACAAGGAGGCAAGGCCAAGGACAAGGACAAAGACAAAGACAAGGAGGCAAGGCCAAGGACAAGGACAAAGACAAAGACAAGGAGGCAAGGCCAAGGACAAGGACAAAGACAAAGACAAGGAGGCAAGGCCAAGGACAAGGACAAAGACAAAGACAAGGAGGCAAGGCCAAGGACAAGGACAAAGACAAAGACAAGGAGGCAAGGCCAAGGACAAGGACAAAGACAAAGACAAGGAGGCAAGGCCAAGGACAAGGACAAAGACAAAGACAAGGAGGCAAGGCCAAGGACAAGGACAAAGACAAAGACAAGGAGGCAAGGCCAAGGACAAGGACAAGGACAAGGAGGCAAGGCCAAGGCCAAGGACAAGGACAAGGAGGCAAGGCCAAGGCCAAGGCCAAGGACAAGGACAAGGAGGCAAGGCCAAGGACAAGGACAAGGACAAGGAGGCAAGGCCAAGGACAAGGACAAGGACAAGGAGGCAAGGCCAAGGCCAAGGACAAGGAGGCAAGGCCAAGGCCAAGGACAAGGAGGCAAGGCCAAGGCCAAGGACAAGGAGGCAAGGCCAAGGCCAAGGACAAGGAGGCAAGGCCAAGGACAAGGACAAGGAGGCAAGGCCAAGGACAAGGACAAGGAGGCAAGGCCAAGGACAAGGACAAGGAGGCAAGGCCAAGGACAAGGACAAGGAGGCAAGGCCAAGGGCAAGGGCAAGGAGGCAAGGCCAAGGGCAAGGGCAAGGAGGCAAGGGCAAGGGCAAGGAGGCAAGGGCAAGGGCAAGGAGGCAAGGGCAAGGGCAAGGAGGCAAGGGGGCAAGGGCAAGGAGGCAAGGGGGCAAGGGCAAGAAGACAAGGGCAAGGGCAAGGAGGCAAGGGGGCAAGGGCAAGGAGGCAAGGGGGCAAGGGCAAGAAGACAAGGGCAAGGGCAAGGGCAAGGGCAAGGAGGCAAGAAGGCAAGGGCAAGAAGGCAAGGGCAAGAAGGCAAGGGCAAGAAGGCAAGGGCAAGAAGGCAAGGGCAAGAAGGCAAGGGCAAGAAGGCAUGGGCAAGAAGGCAUGGGCAAGAAGGCAUGGGCAAGAAGGCAUGGGCAAGAAGGCAUGGGCAAGAAGGCAUGGGCAAGAAGGCAUGGGCAAGAAGGCAUGGGCAAGAAGGCAUGGGCAAGAAGGCAUGGGCAAGAAGGCAUGGGCAAGAAGGCAUGGGCAAGAAGGCAUGGGCAAGAAGGCAUGGGCAAGAAGGCAUGGGCAAGAAGGCAUGGGCAAGAAGGCAUGGGCAAGAAGGCAUGGGCAAGAAGGCAUGGGCAAGAAGGCAUGGGCAAGAAGGCAUGGGCAAGAAGGCAUGGGCAAGAAGGCAUGGGCAAGAAGGCAUGGGCAAGAAGGCAUGGGCAAGGAGGCAUGGGCAAGGAGGCAUGGGCAAGGAGGCAUGGGCAAGAAGGCAUGGGCAAGAAGGCAUGGGCAAGAAGGCAUGGGCAAGAAGGCAUGGGCAAGAAGGCAUGGGCAAGAAGGCAUGGGCAAGAAGGCAUGGGCAAGAAGGCAUGGGCAAGAAGGCAUGGGCAAGAAGGCAUGGGCAAGAAGGCAUGGGCAAGAAGGCAUGGGCAAGAAGGCAUGGGCAAGAAGGCAUGGGCAAGAAGGCAUGGGCAAGAAGGCAUGGGCAAGAAGGCAUGGGCAAGAAGGCAUGGGCAAGAAGGCAUGGGCAAGAAGGCAUGGGCAAGAAGGCAUGGGCAAGAAGGCAUGGGCAAGAAGGCAUGGGCAAGAAGGCAUGGGCAAGAAGGCAUGGGCAAGAAGGCAUGGGCAAGAAGGCAUGGGCAAGAAGGCAUGGGCAAGAAGGCAUGGGCAAGAAGGCAUGGGCAAGAAGGCAUGGGCAAGAAGGCAUGGGCAAGAAGGCAUGGGCAAGAAGGCAUGGGCAAGAAGGCAUGGGCAAGAAGGCAUGGGCAAGAAGGCAUGGGCAAGAAGGCAUGGGCAAGAAGGCAUGGGCAAGAAGGCAUGGGCAAGAAGGCAUGGGCAAGAAGGCAUGGGCAAGAAGGCAUGGGCAAGAAGGCAUGGGCAAGAAGGCAUGGGCAAGAAGGCAUGGGCAAGAAGGCAUGGGCAAGAAGGCAUGGGCAAGAAGGCAUGGGCAAGAAGGCAUGGGCAAGAAGGCAUGGGCAAGAAGGCAUGGGCAAGAAGGCAUGGGCAAGAAGGCAUGGGCAAGAAGGCAUGGGCAAGAAGGCAUGGGCAAGAAGGCAUGGGCAAGAAGGCAUGGGCAAGAAGGCAUGGGCAAGAAGGCAUGGGCAAGAAGGCAUGGGCAAGAAGGCAUGGGCAAGAAGGCAUGGGCAAGAAGGCAUGGGCAAGAAGGCAUGGGCAAGAAGGCAUGGGCAAGAAGGCAUGGGCAAGAAGGCAUGGGCAAGAAGGCAUGGGCAAGAAGGCAUGGGCAAGAAGGCAUGGGCAAGAAGGCAUGGGCAAGAAGGCAUGGGCAAGAAGGCAUGGGCAAGAAGGCAUGGGCAAGAAGGCAUGGGCAAGAAGGCAUGGGCAAGAAGGCAUGGGCAAGAAGGCAUGGGCAAGAAGGCAUGGGCAAGAAGGCAUGGGCAAGAAGGCAUGGGCAAGAAGGCAUGGGCAAGAAGGCAUGGGCAAGAAGGCAAGGACAAGAAGGCAUGGGCAAGAAGGCAAGGACAAGAAGGCAAGGACAAGAAGGCAAGGACAAGAAGGCAAGGACAAGAAGGCAAGGACAAGAAGGCAAGGACAAGAAGGCAAGGACAAGAAGGCAAGGACAAGAAGGCAAGGACAAGAAGGCAAGGACAAGAAGGCAAGGACAAGAAGGCAAGGACAAGAAGGCAAGGAGAAGACACCUUCAGUCAAACAAUGUAUCUCCACCUUCAAAUGCUUCUGGAAUUAUCCUACGCAGGCAGCAUAUGGCCAAUGGAUAA